AUGAGAAUGAUAUUUCUACACGCUGUCACCUUCUUGGGGAUCCUCUGUGGAGUAUCUGCUAAGUGUUUGUCCUAUCGGAAUGUCGCCCUUCAAGGUCGAGCAACUCAGUCCUCAAUUUUAAAUCUGGUACAACAUGGCUAUCAGUCAGCAGCCAUAAAUGCAGUAGAUGGGAACCAAGACCCGUACUUUUACCACGGUUCCUGCUCACAUACACACAAUGAACUGUCUCCCUGGUGGAGGGUGGAUCUGCUGAAACCAUACAAAAUUGCCUACAUCUCCAUCACUAAUAGAGGAGACUGCUGUAGUGAGAGACUGAAUGGUGCCGAAAUUCUCGUUGGAAACUCUCUGAGUAACAACGGAAACAAUAAUGCCAGAUGUGAGGUGGUUACCUCUAUCCCAGCUGGAGCAACUCACAAGUUCUUCUGCCAUGGCAUAGUUGGUAGAUACGUCAAUGUAGUUUUACGUGGUAAAAAAGAAUAUCUUCAAUUAUGUGAAGUUCAAGUCUGGACCGCCGACAGGCAUUGA
This is a messenger RNA of Staurois parvus, 525 nucleotides long. The record is from the annotation of a GenBank genome assembly. Lineage: Eukaryota; Metazoa; Chordata; Amphibia; Anura; Ranidae.